Molecule: messenger RNA, 858 nt
Organism: Naegleria lovaniensis
Lineage: Eukaryota; Heterolobosea; Eutetramitea; Acrasida; Naegleriidae
Exons: 2
Coding region: 1-858 (285 amino acids)
Source: RefSeq, a predicted model, not a curated record
AUGCUCCAUCAUAAGCCUGGUGAUGAUCCCAAUAACACAUCCUUUUCAUCAACGACAACACGAGAGGCUUCAUAUCCGAAUAGACAAGCAGAGAUUGAAGCACUCAAAUCACCUUUUAGUACAAAACCCGUAACGUUGGAAGAGGUGGAGAAGGAAGUUUUAGCACAAGGUGUAUUUGAUAAUUGGUGCGACCGUUUGUUUUCAGAGUUUGAUAAAUCGGAAUUGAAAAAAUCCCUCCUAAAUGACGUUUCUUCUCUUUUAGAAAAUAUUCUCAAUAAUAACCAAAGUUCCAGAGAAAUACCCUCUGUGCAAGAAUUGCUAACUCAAAUUGAUCGACAUGAAGACAUUCAAAGAAAAUUACAAUGUUGGAUUCACAGAAAUCUAUAUCCACAUAACAGAAAUGCACCAAACAACAGACGUGAUAUUAUUCCAGAAAUUGCAACAGAAAUUGAGAACACCAUUGAUGACACAAUUCGAGAAUUGCAAGAAAAUGCUUUUUCAGCAACUGAGAAAAAGAUAAAAAGCUUGGAAAGGAGGGAGAGAUUGGAACAAAAAGCUUCAAAUUAUAAAAAUCUUACUGAGGAAUUAACAAAAGGAGGAGAAAAAGUUUUGGACGAAGAACAACUAAGUGGACUAGUUCAUGCUAAGCUGAAGAGAAAAGAAAUGUCAUCUAAGGAUGUUUGGGAUGACGAGGAGGUCGAACUUUCUGUAGAGCAUACCAAAUUCAUAACACACGACUCGAAUGUGAAUGAGGAAUUAUUUCCAAUGAAGAAACGAAAAUUUACCAACCUCAAUACCGCCACAGCUGCUUCAUCAACAACAACAAACAACACGGACAAUGAAAUUAAAAAAGAAUAA